Messenger RNA from Anneissia japonica, 3034 nucleotides. Its product is annotated as hyalin-like. The record is from RefSeq and is a predicted model, not a curated record. Bases 347 to 2884 code for a protein of 845 amino acids. NCBI's taxonomy places the organism in Eukaryota, Metazoa, Echinodermata, Crinoidea, Comatulida, Comatulidae. The transcript has 13 exons.
UUGUGGGCUCACUGAACCACUUGGUGUUGAAGAUGGUACCAUUCCAUCAGAUAACCUCAUAGCAUCUUCAGCAUAUAAAAAUUAUACUGCUCAACAUGGACGACUGAACACAGCAUCAGGAUGGAUACCUGAAAACUUAAACCAGCUUCAAUGGAUUCAAGCCGACCUCGAUGAUGUGAAAUCGGUUAUUGGUUUAGUAACACAAGGACUAAGUGACGGGCCUUUAUGGGUGACAUCAUAUAAAGCUAUUUGGCAUAAAAAUGAUACCACAUUUCAUGUGAUAUUAAAUGAAAAUGGUACUGAGAUUUUAAAGGGAAACACGGAUCAAAACACCAACGUGACACAAAUGUUCCAAUCUACUAUUUACACUCAAUUCAUCCGCAUUUGUCCAAUGGAAUGGCAUAUCUACAUUGCUCUAAGAUUUGAACUUCUUGGUCCACUUCCAGGUUCCUAUGCACUUGGUGUUGAAGAUGGUAGCACUCAACUCACAGCAUCUUCUAUACGUAGCCCUACAUAUCCUGCUGACGAAGGACGACUGAAUGCAGUUGUUGGUGAUGAGUUAAGUGGAUCAUGGAAACCGAAGGAGAACAACCAGGGACAAUGGCUUCAAGCCAACCUCAGUGAUGUGAAAUCGGUUAUUGGUGUAGUAACACAAGGAAGUCCGUAUGGAAAGGAAUGGGUGACGUCGUAUAAAGUUUCUUGGAGUGAUAAUGGUGCCAACUUCACUUUUGUAGAAAAUGUAAAUGGUACUGAGAUUUUUAGUGGAAACACGGAUCAAAACACAGAGGUGACUCAAAUGUUCAAAUCUGCUAUUGACGCUCAAUUUAUCCGCAUCAGUCCAGUCACUUGGAAUGUAGAUCCCGCUCUAAGAAUUGAGAUUCUUGGUCCAUGUCAAGAUAAUGAAGUGCCAAAUUUGAUUUGUCCUCAUGACACCAGUGAAACCACAGAUCCAGGCAAUACAACAUCAUCAGCAACCUGGAAUGAUCCGACAGUCACUGACAAUGUUGAUUCUAAUCUAACAGUCACUUGUUCUUCUGCAUCUGGUUCAUCGUUUGAUGCUGGGUCAACAAUAGUAAAUUGUUCUGCUACUGAUAAUGCUGGAAACACAAACAGCUGUACAUUUAACGUUACAGUCAAAGAAAUAGAUAUUGAAGUUCCAACCUUGACCUGCCCUGAUAACAUCAAUCAAGCCACAAAUCUAGGCCAGUCAACAUCAUCAGCAACCUGGAAUGACCCAGCAGUCACCGACAAUGUUGAUUCUAGUCUGUCAGUUACUUGUUCUCCUGUAUCUGGUUUCUCAUUUAGUGUUGGUUCAACUCCAGUUAUAUGUUCUGCUAAAGAUACUGCUGGAAAUACAGGCAGCUGUACAUUUAAUGUUACAGUCAAAGAUAUUGAAGUUCCGACUGUGAUGUGCCCUGAUGACAUCAGUCAAACCACAGUUCAAGGCCAGUCAACAUCAUCAGCAACCUGGAAUGACUCAGCAGUCACCGACAAUGUUGAUUCUAGUUUGUCAGUCAUUUGUUCCCAUGUAUCUGGUUUAUCAUUUAGUGUUGGUUCAACUCCAGUUAUAUGUUCUGCUAAAGAUACUGCUGGAAACAUAGGCAGCUGUACAUUUAAUAUUACAGUCAAAGAUGAAGAAAUUCCAAAUGUGAUUUGCCCUUCUGACAUCAGUAAAUUCACAAUUGAAGGCCAGUCAACAUCAACAGCAACCUGGCGUGAACCAGUGGUCAUCGACAAUGUUGAUUUUAGUCUGUCAGCCACUUGUUCUCGUGCAUCCGGUACAUUGUUUAGUGUUGGUUCAACUACAGUUAAUUGUUCUGUUGAAGAUAGUGCUGGGAACACAGGCAGUUGUACAUUUAAUGUUGAAGUUAUAGAUAUUGAUAUUCCGACUGUUAUGUGUCCUGAUGACAUCAGUCAAACCACAAUUCAAGGCCAGUCAACAUCAGCAGCAACCUGGAAUGAGCCGAUAGUCACUGACAAUGUUGAUUCUACUCUGUCAGCCAAUUGUUCUCGUGCUUCUGGUUCUUAUUUUAGAGUUGGUACAACUGCCGUUACUUGUUCUGCUACAGAUACUGCUGGAAAAACAGGCAGCUGUACAUUUAACGUUGAAGUCGAAGAUAUUGAAGUUCCGAGUGUGAGCUGCCCUGAUGAUAUGAGUCAAGCCACAGAUCAAGGCCAGUCAACAUCAUCAGCAACCUGGAAUGACCUUACAGUCACCGACAACGUUGAUUCUAGUCUGUCAGUUACUUGUUCUCCUGUAUCUGGUUUAUCAUUUAGUGUUGGUUCAACUCCAGUUAUAUGUUCUGCUAAAGAUACUGCUGGAAACACAGGCAGCUGUACAUUUAAUGUUACAGUCAAAGAUGAAGACAUUCCAAAUGUGAUCUGCCCUUCUGACAUCAGUAAAUUCACAGUUGAAGGCCAGUCAACAUCAUUAGCAGCCUGGCAUGAACCAACAGUUAUCGACAAUGUCGAUGUUAGUCUGUCAGCCACUUGUUCUCGUGCAAAUGGUUCAUCGUUUAGUGUUGGUUCCACUACAGUUAAAUGUUCUGCUGAAGAUACUGCUGGGAACACAGGCAGCUGUUCAUUUAAUGUUGAAGUUAUAGAUAUUGAAAUUCCGACCGUGACCUGUCCUAAUUACGUCAGUCAAACUGCAGUUCAAGGCCAGUCAACAUUAUCAGCAACCUGGAAUGAGCCGAUAGUCACCGACAAUGUUGAUUCUACUCUGUCAGCCAAUUGUUCUCGUGCUCCUGGUUCAUAUUUUAGAGUUGGUACAACUGCCGUUACUUGUUCUGCUACAGAUACUGCUGGAAAUACAGGCGGCUGUACAUUUAAUGUUGAAGUCGAAGCUGACAGCUAUUUUUGGAUCUGCACCUGGAUUUCUUGACAUUCAAAUUCUAAAUUUGGAUCCAGGAAGUAUUAUUGUGGAUUAUUAUGUUGAAUUAAAAUCAACUGGUGCUGCAGCAUCAGAUUUGGAUUUAUUGUUUGUUCAGAAUGUCAACAGUGAAGGAAAGUUAAAUGGUUCGAUGCUUGAUCU